Messenger RNA from Exophiala aquamarina CBS 119918, 1647 nucleotides. RefSeq lists its product as uncharacterized. Gene Ontology annotation, molecular function: RNA polymerase II cis-regulatory region sequence-specific DNA binding; zinc ion binding; DNA-binding transcription factor activity, RNA polymerase II-specific. The record is from RefSeq and is a predicted model, not a curated record. The transcript is spliced from 2 exons. Lineage: Eukaryota; Fungi; Ascomycota; Eurotiomycetes; Chaetothyriales; Herpotrichiellaceae. Gene Ontology annotation, biological process: DNA-templated transcription; positive regulation of transcription from RNA polymerase II promoter by galactose. Gene Ontology annotation, cellular component: nucleus. The coding region runs from base 1 to 1647 and encodes 548 amino acids.
AUGGACUCAGGCACGGUGGACGAGGGACAACAAUCUUUCCUGAUGGUCUUGCUAAUUGUACUUGUUACUGGGGCACGAUACCUGCCUCCUGGCAAGUUGCGGUCGCUUGGAAGUAACAUUGAUCUGACUCGAUUGCAAGAUAUGUUCAUGCUGAAGAUUGAGGAGAGACUGCUUCUGGUGUUUGAUGAGAAUUCUGUGGAUUCGGUAGCAUUCCUUUAUUUACUAUGCUCUCACUACCUAUUCAACCGUCGACCCUCGCGAGCAUUCAUUGUUUUUGCUGCAAGCUUGAGGGCCGCACAGGGCUUGGGCCUUUACAAUGAAACUCUUUGGGGGAGGCCAACUCCUGUUGAACGUGAAACGCGCCGACGAUUGUGGUGGUCGGUAUAUGUGGGUGAUGGAUUCAUCGCUCAAACAUUCGGAAGGCCUGCGUUGGUCAAUGAAACAGACAUCGAGGUCAGGCAGCCGCUCGACUUUGACGACAACUUAAGCACCUAUCACGGCUUCUGCUCGAUGGAACGUCGCGAAGAUGGUACCAAUAAAGUGGUCACGAUCCACUCAUACAUGAGGCUCAGAUCGGCACUGUAUCGAAUUGCGGCUCCCAUAGCACAAGAUAUGAAUUUUCACAGGGGUCCGUCUGUGCGUGGUGCGGUGGAGCAAAUAAAGAAGAUUCACCAAGAACUGGUCGCAUGGGAGCAGAAUAUCCCUUCCGAACUGCGUCUGGGGUCUUUCUGGAGGCGCAAGAUCGAUCCUGAGAUGGAAAAAGUCUCCCAUGUUUUCCGAUUGCAGGCUGUCGCGUUGCAGAUCUCGUACGACAACACUCAGCUGCUUCUUCAUCGGCCACUGUUAUCUUGCAUCAGACGAACAGACUCAGGCCCUCACCUCAGCGUGCAACCCGAUAAAGACACACAGGUGCACGAUCUUCCCCAAGAGCCUGAAAUAGAUGUCAGUAUAGCGGAAACCAGCAAAAACCAGUGUUGGAAAUCGGCCAUGCGCACAUCUCGCGCUCUGGAAGACCCUGAGUUAUGGGCAGCUGCGUGCAGCAGCCCACUUGGAGGCCAUGUCGGUUUGCACUCCUUCACCGCUGGGGUGAUGUUGGGCGUAUUUGCUCUGUCGAGUCCGCUGUCUAAACAGAGCCAGGAGGCUAAACUUGGAAUAGCCCGCAUCAUCAAGAUGUCAGGUACUCCAGGUCAAAAAGCACCGAUAUGGACUCAAAGCAGUAAGAUAUUAGAGGACCUCCUGCGACUGAUCCUUGCUGAGGAGACGAAGCAGGAGAUGAAGACGUUGUUGUCGGCCUCUGAGCCUUUGACCAUCCUUAACAGCCCUUCGCCAUCACUGGAUGACAUGCGUCGUAACCAUGAAAUACCGCCGGCUGGGGAUCCACGUGCUAUUGUUGCGGAUCAUGGCCGAGGCGCCUCGUUGCUACGAAUGGACGACUCCUCGAGGCAAGCCCGGGCCCUUCAAGUGAGUGUCAGUGGGUCGAGAGAGCCAGUCCAACAGCUUGAGCUUCCAUUUGGCGAUCUCUACCCUUAUACAAGCUUCGAGGGUGAUUUCGCCGAGGCAUUCUCGUCGUUGCAGCACAGUAUGUAUUCCAUCUCUAUCGGUAGAUACUACCAUAGCAGCAAAAAUGAAUGCACAGAACGAUGCUAA